CUCUUAGUCCUAUCAAUGUAAGACACUCUUCUACGUUGGCCUCUGCUGCGCGUGAUAGUCACAGUGUUAAGAAAGGACCAGGAGAGGUAAAAUUCCGAUCUGCUGCAUCAGGAACAUCAUUUUUAGGCAGUAGUCUUCUGAGACCGGGCCUCCGAAGUGCGUUAGACGCGUCUACUAGCAGAGAAGAGGAAGACGCUAGUCCGCCAGGACCGGGUGGGCAAAACCAAAACGACGCCAGUCCUCAAGGAGACGAUCUAAAGCUGCUGACACAAUCCGAGGAGCUUUUUGGGCGCGACUUCAAACUCCGCGAUAAACUAUCCG
Messenger RNA from Amoebophrya sp. A25, 321 nucleotides. The record is from the annotation of a GenBank genome assembly. Lineage: Eukaryota; Dinophyceae; Syndiniales; Amoebophryaceae.